AUGAAGUCUGCGCUUCUUGCUCAGGCAAAGAAAAUCACUGCUGUGGCGGCACUGUCGGGUUUGAAUAACAGUCCUGUCAAAGGCGACAUUGAUGGGAAUGCUCUUUGUGGAUCUGUCAAUUCCUCGCCAAAUAUCCAUCGGCUUCAAUUAGUCCCAAUUUCGCCUUCUAACUUUCUAACAAAACGAUACCCUCACCCACCUCCUUUCCUCCUUAACAAUCACCCUGCAAGUCCUGACAAGGACAGGAACAAAGACAUCGGUAUCGGAUACAGUGGAGGACUAGUCACUACUGACGAUCAAUUUAUCGGCCCAAAGCCCGCCACCAGGGUUGGUGUGAAUGAAGCCUUCCUCGACCCCGAACCACCACCCCUCCACAUAUUACCAGAUAUGCAGUCGUCCCUCCCUCGACCUGGCGGGUCGCGAUUACCCGCCCCUUCAUCGGCUUCCACCGCAAAUUCUAGCAUACCACAGUCGCAAUCGAGUGCACAACCACUCACAGACCUUGGAGAAUCAACUGUAAACUCCAGACACGCAUUUAGUACCAGCGUCAUCGGAAAACCUUCAAUUCUUAGCACAAGCACAAUUGGAAAACCAUCUAUCCUCAGCACGAGCGUAAUCGGAAAACCAUCUGCUUUGAAAGGACGGAAUCCAUUGUCCGCUUCUACAUCUUUAAAGCGCCCUCUCGAAAAUACUGAUAGCCCUUAUGACCGUCCCACUCAGGUCGCUAGAUCGGCCAUUUCUCAGAAUUUUCCGUCCGCUCCCGCUUCUGCGGCGAGAGGCCCGACCGGGAGGAACAUAUUAGGUAAGAGUACGGUUGGUAGGACUGGCGCUUCGAGGAUUGGCGCUGCGGCCAAAGGUGCCUUGAAUAAAAGUACCCUAGGGAAAACCAAUGCGGCACUGGCGGCUCAUAAUAGGCAAAUUGAAGCUGCAGUUGCUUCUGGUGUCCCAUUACCGCAAGAUGAAGCCGAAGAGGAGACGGAGAACGAAAAGGGAUCUUCUGGACCGUGGGUCGCAAAGAAGAGGCCAUCAAGAGCUGGAUGGGAUGUUAAGGGAAGACUUGCGGAUCUGGAAGAGGACCAUAGGGAAAUGAUGGAACGGUUUGCGGAUACGAAUGUACAAAAGGAUAUGAGUUCUAUGAAAGUUAUUGAAUUGGAGACUAUGCGAGCGACUUUGGAAACCAGGAACUCACAACUUCAGUCAGAGUUGAACCGCGAACAGGCCGAGUUGAAUAAGACAAGGAUGGAAUUACACGAAGAGCAGCGAUUGAGAAGAAUUGAGGCUGACGAUGCUCGGCGGCAACUUCUUAACGAAACGGAUGAGCUACGGCGGAAGGCUCGCGAUGACAUCGACAAUCUUGAACGCAAGCAGAAGACCGAGGUCAGCGAUCUGACAUCUAAACACAAGUCUGAGGUUGAUGAGUUACGGAUGGCGCUCGAAAGGCUUAAGAUGGAACAGGCGGAAGACAAGCGGCGGCAUGCUGACGAAUUGAACACCCUAAAGACCAAUGCAGCUCGGGACUUGGAGGAUGCACAGCAAAGGAGUCGUAAUGAGCUCUCGGAUCUCAAGAACCGGAGUGAGCUUGAAGUUGCAACUUUGAAGAAUACUUCUAUGACGGAGAUUGCGACGCUCAAGGCAACUUAUGAGACGGAACUAGCAAAAGUCAAGGGAGAGUUGAAAGCCGAAACCUCGGCUCACAACGAGACGAAGGAUGAGCUGGCAGUUGCUCAGAAGAUGAAUAAGGAUAUGAGGAAUACUCUCUCUGAACAAUCUGUCAACUCGCUCAAUAUGGAAUCCUCGGCACGAGCUCUUCGGGAUAAGAUCUGUUCUUUGGAGUCUAUGAUUUCCGACAGAGAUAGCUCUAUCCGCGCUAAGGAUGGUGAUGUCUCUCAGAUGCGUAAGGAUUUGGAAACCGCCAUGAUGAAACUUCGAACCGAGGAGACGCUUAGACGGAAGUUACAUAAUCAAGUUUUGGAAUUGAAAGGGAAUAUUCGGGUCUUCUGCCGUGUCAGGCCUACACUUGAGGCUGAAAGCGAGCCUGCGAAGAUUGAUUUCCCGGGCCAAGAUGAUGAAGCGAAGGAUAUUAAGCUUUAUUGUUCGGAGAAGGCUACUCUUAGCGGUGCGGAGACUGUUAAAGAGCAUCCGUAUACCUUUGAUAAAGUCUUCAACCCGACAGCAGACAACAACCUCAUUUUCGAGGAAAUCUCACAACUUGUUCAGUCCGCUUUAGAUGGAUACAAUGUGUGCAUCUUCGCCUACGGUCAGACCGGUUCGGGUAAAACAUUUACGAUGACUUCGAAGGAUGGUAUGAUCCCUCAAGCCGUGGAGCAGAUCUUCCGUACCUCCGCCCAACUUACCGAGAAGGGAUGGACGUAUACUAUGGAGGGCAGCUUUGUAGAGGUGUAUAAUGAGAACCUGAACGAUUUACUCGGCAAGGAUACGGAUAUCGAUAAGAAAAAGAUUGAGAUCCGACAUGAUAAGGGACGAACCAUGUUAACGGAAUGCACGACUAUUGCUCUGAGCGGACCGGAUAUGAUGGAAGAAGUCAUGCGGAGAGCCUCAAACAACCGAAUGGUUGCAGCCACAAAGGCUAACGAAAGAUCAUCGAGAAGUCACUCGGUGUUUAUUCUCAAAUUGUUCGGGCAGAAUAAUAUUACCGGAGAGAAGUGCGAGGGAACCCUGAAUCUUGUUGAUUUGGCUGGAUCUGAGAGGUUAAGCCAUUCGCAGGCUACGGGUGAUAGGUUAAAGGAGACGCAAAAUAUCAAUAAGAGUUUGAGUGCUUUGGGGGAUGUUAUCAGUGCGCUUGGCGGUGGCAAGGAGGUUAAGCAUAUUCCUUAUAGGAAUUCGAAAUUGACGUUUUUGUUACAGAAUAGUUUGGGAGGAAAUAGCAAGACCUUGAUGUUUGUGAUGGUUAGCCCGUUAUUAGCGCAUAUGAAUGAAACUUUGACAAGUUUGAAGUUUGCAAAGAAGGUGUCACAAGUCAACAUUGGGACAGCAAAGAAGGUUAAAGUUGAUAAUGUAUCUCCUUAG
This is a messenger RNA of Orbilia oligospora ATCC 24927, 3027 nucleotides long. RefSeq lists its product as uncharacterized. NCBI's taxonomy places the organism in Eukaryota, Fungi, Ascomycota, Orbiliomycetes, Orbiliales, Orbiliaceae. Bases 1 to 3027 code for a protein of 1008 amino acids. The transcript has 5 exons. The record is from RefSeq and is a predicted model, not a curated record. Gene Ontology annotation, biological process: microtubule-based movement. Gene Ontology annotation, molecular function: microtubule motor activity; ATP binding; microtubule binding.